This is a messenger RNA of Aspergillus ochraceoroseus IBT 24754, 555 nucleotides long. RefSeq names its product zinc finger HIT domain-containing protein. NCBI's taxonomy places the organism in Eukaryota, Fungi, Ascomycota, Eurotiomycetes, Eurotiales, Aspergillaceae. Gene Ontology annotation, cellular component: pre-snoRNP complex; nucleus. Gene Ontology annotation, biological process: snoRNA localization; maturation of LSU-rRNA from tricistronic rRNA transcript (SSU-rRNA, 5.8S rRNA, LSU-rRNA); box C/D snoRNP assembly. The record is from RefSeq and is a predicted model, not a curated record. Bases 1 to 555 code for a protein of 184 amino acids. The transcript has 2 exons.
AUGACGAGUCUUUGUGAGGUUUGCGCCUCGGAAGCUUUCAAAUACCGAUGCCCUACUUGCGGGCUUAUGAGUUGUUCGCUCGCCUGCACUCAAUCCCAUAAAAUCUAUUGCGCACCCAAAGCACAGUCGACUGAGCCCUUGAACGAAGCGACCAAUACUGAGAACCCAUUAAACGCAACCAAUGGACUUACAGGCGAAGAAACCCAGUCGGGCUUCGAUUUUAAAGCGCCCAAGUUUCUAUCACAAGCAAAAGAUCUUCUUGAACAGUAUCCAUCACUUCGUGACCAACUGCGAGAUAUAUAUAAGGCUACUCUGCAGGAAGAGUGGGUGGAGUCACCAGUGCAUGGAGAUAGGACACGACAAUUUGGCAGAGGCAAGCCAAUCCGUCGUCAUCAUGGACCAUGGACGCGCGAGAAGGGGUUCAACAGGGGCCUGGGAAAGGUUCGAAAAUUCAGAGAAAGGUGUGAAGAUGGCUUGGAAACUGGGAAGAAUGCACAAGGGUUCAUGCAACUCUUCACUUUGGUGAACGAAGAAAAUACUUCUAAAGCACCUUGA